AUGACCUUUCGCACCAUCAUUGCAGCCCUCUCAACGAGCCUCGGCUCAAUACCAAUUGUUCAAGCCAGCUUCGACAACGCUCAGGCGUCGCCAGAAAACGAAUGGAGUUGGACUACGUUCCGCCUACUUGCCGUUUUAUGCCUGGCUUUCAGCUUGUACUCGAUCCUUCUGCAUCCGGAAUUCAUCAACCCUCUUCGCCAUGUGCCAAGAGCUCAGGCAAGAUCUGCUGGCAGUGGAUAGCUCUGAGCGUAUGCUAAUCGUGUGACUAUUAGCGUUGGCUGUCGCGAAACUUAUACAACCAGCUCGUACUCCAAAAGACGCCCGCCGAACUUCUCUCCCACAUUGCAACAGAGACCCCAAAUGACGGACUAUUAGCCUUGCGAGAGCCAUCAAGCCUGACGCUGCUCAUCACCCGGCCUUCCAUCUUGACCGAGCUGCUCGUUUCCCGCGCAAGUGACUUUCAGAGGUCGACGGCCCUGCAAGGAUUCUUCAAGAUUCUGACUCUGGAUGGCUUGUUCACUGUGAGUGGAGACCAGCACAAGUCUCUGAAGAAACGCAGUCUGCCUCAUUUCAGCUUUCGUGCUAUCAAGAAUCUCUAUCCUUUGAUGUGGCGACAGGCAUCACAUUUCGCAAGCGCCGUCGAAGCCAACUUCAACAACAUCGUGCCGGAGAACGAUGGCACCUUGACUGGGACUGUUGAGCUUUCCGAUCUGACGAAUGAAAGCACGUUCAAGGUAAUUGGGACAACGGUAAGUCGUCUUGCCAUCUCUGCCCGUCUCUGCAAUCUACUUGUUCAACAAACACAUCCGCUAAUCUUGUUCUCCCAAAGGUAUUCGGUAGGGCGCACGAGACAUCCAGCGAUCGCGCCUUCGACCACUUGAGAUCUCUGCUGGAAUUCUUCCUGAAACCGACAGCAUCUACCACUGUCUACGUGGCUUUGACCUUCUACUCGCCAUCUUGGGUCAGCAAAUACGUUACCUACCCCCUGUAUCAGCAAGCUGUCAGGACUUCUGCGGCACUGGAGAAGCUGUGUCUCCAGCUUGUAGAAGAGAAGCGGAAGCAGCUGCGAACCGACCCCGAGAGCGCCGACCUCGCAUCCCAUAUGAUACAGUCUGGUCAUUUCACCGACUAUGAGAUUGCUUCACAACUGUUGACGUACCUGGUCGCAGGGUGAGUGCAAAUGAUACAACCUCACAUUACCUUUGCAUGUCAACCCGCAUCCACUGAUGGUUGCACCCCGCAGGCAAGAGACCACUGCCGGCGCAAUCAAUUGGAUCUACUACCUGCUCGCCCGAGACGCUCGUCGACAAAGCUUACUCCGAAGCGAGAUUAGGGAUGCUCUGGGCGGUUUUUCCGACGUGGACAGCCAGAAUGAUCUCGCGAGCAUCCUGGAAGGACUGCCAUACCUCAACGGCGUCAUCAACGAGACAUUGCGUCUGUACCCGAACGUUCCCGUGACGCAGCGCGUAGCCGUUCGAGACACCACUCUGGCGGGAUUCCAUAUCCCAGCGGGCACAACAGUCUACCUCUCGCCCUGGCUCAUCCAGAGGUCAAAAGAAGUCUGGGGCCCGGAAGCGGAUCAAUUCCAGCCUGAGCGCUGGAUACGCAAUGAAGAUGGACAGCAGAAGCUCGAUCCGAGCGGCGGCAUGAAGAGCAAUGUUGAUUACCUGCCAUUCCUCCAUGGGCCGCGGAACUGUAUUGGACAGAACUUUGCGAGGGCAGAGUUGCGAUGUCUGACUGCUGCACUUGCGAUGCGCUUCGAAUGGACGCUCGAGACGGACGGCGAUAUUCCAUUGUCUGGCGUCAUCACUAUCAAUCCUGAGGGAGGCCUGCGUCUGCGUCUGAAGACGUUGUCUAGCAAGGACGCUACAGAUUGA
Lecanosticta acicola is the source of this 1877-nucleotide messenger RNA. The record is from the annotation of a GenBank genome assembly. Lineage: Eukaryota; Fungi; Ascomycota; Dothideomycetes; Mycosphaerellales; Mycosphaerellaceae.